ACAACAGGACAAUCAUUCAAAGAAACACCCCAGAAUAGAUCUACAAUACAAACAUACAUGCUCCAACCACCAUGAUGGACUCUUACUUUCAAAUGGGCGGCAAGCCCAUGCACAUGGGUGAUGACACCAGCUUUAACAUUAAUGACGCCAUGCAUAAUAUACCAAAAGAUGAUGGCAGCCAGCUCGAUGCCACCCGCGGUUUUUGGAAGCAAUUCAACGCCUUUUUGUCCAUGGCACUGCCCUACUUCCAUACGCAACCUCGAGCCCGUUUGCUGUUUUGCGUCAUGGUGGUCUUGACGCUGCUCAACAGCGGCGUUCGUGUCUUCUUUUCGUACUUGGCACGCGACUUUUGGUCUGCCUUGUCGGAAAUGCGGCAAGACGACUUUUACUACAUUAUGAAACUGUUUGUGGUGGCCAUGGUGGUGCUGGCGCCCAUCAAUGUCUUUUACCGCUAUCAACGACAAAUGCUCGCCAUUCACUGGAGAGAUUGGAUGACACAGCGAGUCUUACAGCUCUACUUUUCCCAUCGCGUCUAUUACGGACUCGAACGACAACAACCGCAACAACCAACGACCCAUCAUGAUGACAAUGACAAGACCAGCACUCGAUCGAGUAUUAGUACUACAGCCGCAGCCGUGGACAAUCCCGAUCAACGGAUUGCCGAAGACGUGAGAUCGUUUACUGAAUUCAGUCUGACUCUGUUCCUGACGGUCCUCAUGGCGAUAGUGGACCUGGUCUGUUUUUCCAUCAUUCUCUACACCAUCAUGCCGGCACUCUUUCUCUCCAUUUUGGGAUUUGCGUCCUUUGGAACCGCCAUGACCAUGCUGGUGGGACGGGUAUUGGUACAACUCAACUUUGAAAAAUUACAAAAAGAAGCCACACUGCGAUACUCACUCGUACGAGUCAGAGAAAAUGCCGAGUCCAUUGCCUUUCUCCGAGGAGAACCGGUGGAACAAUCCAAAGUCCAACAGCGAUUGGCCAGUGUCAUUGGGAACAUGCAAGAGCUCAAUGUCGCCGUGCGCAAUUUGGAUUGUUUUACUACGUUCUACAAUUACCUCACGUGGAUAUUGCCCAUUAUGGUAGUGGCACCGCUGUACUUUGCCGGACAGGUCGAAUUGGGAGUCAUUCAACAAGCGACGGCCGCAUUCUCGCAUGUCUUGGAUGAUUUGUCCAUUCUGGUCACACAAUGGGAAUCACUGACCGAGUUUGGUGCGGGCAUUGACCGUCUCUACACUUUUUUGCGAGUGUCACAACGCAUUGUACAUCCCGACGACGACCAUGACAACUCCACAGCGAGUCCCUUCCUGUUGGGUACCAAACAGCCCGAAGCAGAACCGGCUCAACCAUCCCUCAUGUCGCUGCCAACCGUCCAAUUCAACAAUACCACACGAGGCAUACAGUUGCAGCAACUUCCAAACAACAAGCUUCAACCCGGUGCCAUGAACAUUCAAAACUUGACCUUGACCACGCCCACCAUCAAAACGACUCGUCACCAUCAUGAUGACAAUGCACGGACUCUGGUAGGCCAGCUCAACGUGUCCAUUCAAUGGGGAGAACACUUGCUCAUUGUGGGUCCCUCCGGGGCGGGCAAGAGCAGUCUCUUGCGGGCCAUGGCAGGUCUCUGGGAUUCUGGGUCGGGAUGCAUUCAGCGGCCCGUCGAUGCGGAUGUGUACUUUUUGCCACAAAAACCGUACUGUGCACAGGGGACGUUACGAGAUCAAUUGCUCUAUCCCGACACUACUACUGCCAGCAGUACUACUAGUAGCGAACAACACGCCUACAACCCGGAUAGUACCACCAGUGACAGCAACCUGUUGACGAUAUUGAGUGCCGUGGACUUGGCGGACUUGCCACGGCGCGCUGGAAAUAGUGAGAAUCCGGUGCAAGGACUCGACGCCACUAUGGAUUGGAGCAACGUCCUGUCGCUGGGAGAACAGCAGCGGCUAGCGUUUGGAAGAUUACUCGUCAAUCGACCCAAAAUGGUCAUCCUAGACGAGUCCACAUCCGCAUUGGAUGUGGAAGCAGAACGCAGAAUGUAUGGGCUAUUACGCAAGAACGGUAUCACCUACGUGAGUGUGGGCCACAGGCCGUCAUUGGAGGCAUACCACCAUACCAAACUGAUCUUGCAAGGAGGUGACUUGCAUCUUGUGGAAUCCAUACGAAAUCAGUUGCCGACAGCGUUCUAGCUAGCUAGAAUACACUACAGUAUGUAGUAACCAACCUUUUGACAAGAGACCAGUGAACCCAAUGGCAGUCGCCUACCGUACAGUACCGGUAGAGCUAUGAACAUGCUUCCGACACAGUUCAGGUGCUCCGUUUUGACUCUUGGAAUCUAGCCACAUAUAAAACAGCCUCACAUCAACUAUUGUCAACAGUCAUAUGGCAUGGAUGGCAUCGUCCUCUCUUCAGAAGUCAGCCUCUGCAGCCGUUGAUGGUCGGACCAUCAACUCGGUUGAAAGCAAGUCCAGUGCGAACGAUGUUCCAGAUACAGAGAAGCCCUUCGCACAAAGUGCAGUGCAACCUGGCCAGCUACCCGACCACUAACCUGGCUGGAACAUCAGGGGAAGAUCCAUCCAUUUCCGAAUGUGCUGCCAGCGACGGGUCUUAGCUGUCGUUUAUUUAGAAGCAUUGAGACUGGUAUAGUACGGUACCGGACUGUUGUCCGUUGCUUGACCUACUCACCAGCAAAUAGCCUAGCAUAAUCCAAGCAAAUAGCUAGUGUUGCUAGAUACCGGUAGCUAGAAGCAACAAGCAAGAUAACCAAAUCUCGCUUAUGCGGCCCCUCUGUUCGCAGAGAGCGAAGCAAACGCACCAGCUAGACUACAUGAAUUAGACACACGUGCUUUGGUUGCUGCUGGAGUAGCUAGCU
This is a messenger RNA of Seminavis robusta, 2869 nucleotides long. The record is from the annotation of a GenBank genome assembly. Lineage: Eukaryota; Bacillariophyta; Bacillariophyceae; Naviculales; Naviculaceae.